Ruditapes philippinarum (Manila clam) is the source of this 603-nucleotide messenger RNA. RefSeq lists its product as uncharacterized. The record is from RefSeq and is a predicted model, not a curated record. The transcript has 3 exons. The annotation marks the transcript as partial. Lineage: Eukaryota; Metazoa; Mollusca; Bivalvia; Venerida; Veneridae.
CAUGCCAAGAAAAAAGGUAAAGUAAAUGACAUAGCGAUGCUGUAUUUGGCAGAAACAGUUACACGAAACGGUAAAACAAAGAAGAUCAAAGGGCGGUUCUCAACUAGAUUGUUUGAUUUGAAGGUACAACAGGACAUAUAUCCAGAUUGUGUGAUAAUAGAUCCUAUCAAAUUAAAAGGACAGGGUAAUCCUAUCGUCUGCACUUUAAAUGGCGGGGCGAGCGUUCAGAUCGGUAUACACAUAGAUAACAGCGGCUGUUCCAAUAAUGUGAUGGUGGCGACACGAUUGUCAAGAUUUCGGUCCUGGCUGCGUAAACCAUCAAAAGAGAACGCCAUUAUCAGGAAACUUAAGACCGGUGAAAAUGGUGGAACAGAUGGGAAUAAAACAACUAACGGAACAACCAUUGAAAGUGGUAAUCUAACAAAGAACGGAAGUGGUAAUGGAACAACCGAGGGUGGUAAUGGAACAACCGAGGGUGGUAAUGGAACAAUCCAUGGUGGUAAUGGAACGACCGAUGGCGGCAAUGGAACAAUCAAUGGUGGUAAUGGAACGACCGAUGGUGGUAAUAAUGGAACUACAACGGGUAACUAUAUAAUUAUAUGA